This is a messenger RNA of Paramecium sonneborni, 192 nucleotides long. The record is from the annotation of a GenBank genome assembly. NCBI's taxonomy places the organism in Eukaryota, Ciliophora, Oligohymenophorea, Peniculida, Parameciidae.
AUGUAAUUUCCUAAACCAAAUUUAAUAGAAAAAGAAGAAGAUUUUUUAUGCAAACAACAAUAACAGCAAAUCGCGUUUGCUAUUUUGGAUUCUUAAUUAUUGAGAUAUAAGGCUCAUAUAUAAGUCUUGUCCUCAAUAGAAUCCAUCUAAUGCUUAGAUUGUAGAUUUUCAAUUGCUUAGAUAAAAUUUUGA